Messenger RNA from Penicillium cinerascens, 1545 nucleotides. Its product is annotated as glycosyltransferase family 2 protein. Lineage: Eukaryota; Fungi; Ascomycota; Eurotiomycetes; Eurotiales; Aspergillaceae. The transcript is spliced from 2 exons. The record is from RefSeq and is a predicted model, not a curated record. Bases 1 to 1545 code for a protein of 514 amino acids.
AUGAAUAAUGACGACCUGCCCCGCGUGGACGUCUUACUGCCUUGCUGUGGCGAGUCGGUCGAUGUAAUUAUGGAUACUGUACACGCUGCCUGUAACCUUGACUACCCGAUCACUCAGUUCCGGAUCCUGGUGCUUGACGAUGGUGGAUCAAAGGAGCUUGAGAAGGCUGUGACCAAGAUGCAAUCCCAAUGGCCACAACUCUCAUACCAUUCCCGCGGUAGGCAGUCUGGUCAGGUUUUUGCCAAAUCUGGGAACUUGAAUUAUGCCUUGAGCACAUUGCAGCAAGAGAUCCAGCCAGAAUUCUGCGCGGUGCUGGACGCUGACUCCAUCCCAGAGCCAGAAUUUCUCCGAGCGAUACUCCCACAUCUGCUUCUGAGCCCGGAGUCGGCAUUGGUGUCUACGCGGCAGUACUUCUCGAACUUACCUGAUGGUGACCCCCUUUCCCAGACUCGCAGCCACUUCUACACAUGCCAGAAUGCUGACCUGGAUAUUUUGGGCCGCGCAAUUGACGCGGGGUCUGGGGCAGUGUUCAGGCGGAAGGCGAUCAUGGAUGUGGGUAUGUACCCGACAUACUCUUUCUCCGAAGACUGGCAAUUAUCCCAGAUACUUCAUGGAAUGGGAUACCGUACUCUCCAAGUACAGGAGCCUCUUCAGUUUGGACUUGUUCCGACGUCUCUUACUGGUCACAUCGCCCAAAGAAAGCGAUGGAAUAUUGGACACGCCCAGCAAAUCCCAGCCAUGCUUUCAUCUGAAAGCAAAAGGUUCUCUCAACGCCUUCGUUUGCACAUUGCGCUGGAUGGAGCGGGUAUCAUUUUCGGAGAAGUGGGCUGUUUUGUUGGGUUUACCGCUGUCCCCUUUCUGUUGAUCCUCGGACAGCAAGUUCCUGGCACUUCUCCAGUACUGGACCACUUUCAACUGCUCUUGGCACUUUUCUAUGUUAUCUCGGUAUGGAUUUACGAAUAUGUGCAGGCUGCAGCUACUGGUUACCAAAGUGCGCCAUUUGCUCACUUGGAGAAUAAGUGGCUUGCUGGUGAGAGCAUCUGGGGUGUCUGGAGCUUCUAUCUACUCUCCAGCAAGCCGAAAGGGUCAUUCGUGACGGGAAGUAGUGCUAACUCUUGGAAUCGCAUCACCACCAUGUCAUUCUACACGAAACUCCGCCGAGACUUGUGGGACAACGGUAUCUUUUAUAACGCGCUCUUACUUCUUGCUACCUUUGGGGCUAUUUUCUACUCGGUUGCCACCUCCAUUUUUACCCGGAAUGACAGCUUAGUAGAAAAUUUGCUUACCACGUUCGCCUGGCCUCCAUUGCUGCAUGUGUGCUACCUGUCUCUGAAAAGCCACUGGGUGCCGAUCUCAUAUUUGCUCAACCCUCCACGAUACCCUGACCCCAAGUCUAAGUCUGCCGGGUCUGAUCAUGUGAUGUCAACCUCCGAGGCUGUCCAGGAAGAGGUCGAGUCGCGACUUCGACAUGGUCUGAACAGGGUUGGCCGGGAUAUGCUUUAUUUGGGCCGCAAAGUAGACAUCAGGGAUGAUGCUGAGUUUUAA